UCUCUCCACCUGCGUCGGCUGCGUAAUGGUGCGGGGCCCCUCUGGCCGGCGUUCGUCGGAGUGACCGGCAUGGCUUGGUCCAGCGCGAACACCAGCAACGCCAGUUCGGAGGCCGUCCCGGCCGGGGACGAGCCCCGCGACGAGCGGCUGGCUCGCCUGGAGAUAGCCCUGCUGUCCAUCAUCUUCGUCGCCGCGGGGCUCCUGAACUUCGGGCUCCUGCUGGCGCUGUGGAAGCGGCGGAAGCAGCUUUCCAGGAUGCGCGUCUUCGUCUUGCACCUGUGCGUCGCCGACCUGGUGGUCGCGUUCUUCCAAGUGUGCCCGCAGCUCAUGUGGGACAUCACGGACAGAUUCGUCGGCCCGGACAUCCUGUGUCGCCUGGUGAAGUACCUGCAGGUGGUCGGGAUGUUCGCCUCCACCUACAUGAUCGUGGUGAUGACCAUCGACCGCUACCAAGCCAUCUGCAACCCUAUGGUGACUUUCCAGCGGAGGAGGGCGCGCUGGAACGGCCCCGUGUGCGCCGCCUGGUGCGUCUCCUUCGUCGGCAGCCUCCCGCAGGUCUUCAUCUUCUCCCGGGUCGAGGUCGCUCCGGGGGUCUACGACUGCUGGGGUGCGCAUCUGCCGCGCCGUGCACGCCAACAUCCACCUGAAGGCGCGCCACCACGCCGGGGCUGCGGGGGAGGCGGCGAGCAGGCCGCUGUCCUCCCGGGCGAGCUGCGUGGUGGGGCUGUCGAAGGCGCGGGUCAAGACGGUGAAGAUGACCGUGGUGAUCGUGCUGGCCUACGUCGUCUGCUGGACGCCGUUCUUCACCGUGCAGCUCUGGUCCGUCUGGGACGCCGAGGCGCCCACCCAGUCGGCCACCUUCACCAUCCUGAUGCUGCUGGCCAGCCUGAACAGCUGCGUGAACCCCUGCAUCUACCUGGUGUUCAGCGGGAAGCUGCCCGAGAGGCUGGUCGCCCUCAUGUGUGUGGACGAGGCCGACCUGAAGGAGUCCAUGCAGGAGGAGGCCACCAUGGUCAGCUCCCUGUACAUCAGCCUCAAAGGCCUUUCAGACUGCAGGUAGAAGGCAGAGUGACAAUCCCCUGUUUUUGUUUUUUGUUCACUUUAUGGUUGGCUUUUGCACGUCGAGGAGCGGGAACCAGGGGAAAUCUCCUGAUAAUCGUGAGGAUAUUUCAGCAGACGUCUCUCUUCCUCUACAAAUGAUCGAUGUUCAGCGUGAGUCGGGGAAGAGAACGGCCAAUGUUUGGAGCAGCACAGCCUUAGACUGAAACGCUCAAACUGAGUGAGUCGGCGUCAGACAGGAAAACAGAAAAAGUUUCAAACUCAACUUUGUAGACGUGACAACUGAAGUGCGUUGCACAAAUAAGAAUGAGAUUGAUGCAUUUAUGCAUCGGCUGCCACAAGAAAAAGGAAAAACAAAAAUCUGUUAUUGACAGUUAAAUUCCUUUGCCACUCGAGUUUAUGUUUGCACGGUUACGUGGGCGUUCUUGACGUGUAUUUUAAAAGAUAAAAAUAAGCGUAAUGCAUUUAUUGGUGGAAAAUGUUGCGUUGAGUUUUCACUUUUUGUGUGUUUCAGUUGUGCUUUGUGUUUCAUUGGAAAUGUAAACACGUCGAAGACGUCCGACUCGUGUUUUCACGAAUCUGUGAAUCAAGCGAAUCUGUGGAAAAGAUUUCUUUGAAGCAAAAAUUGUUGAGAAAUCUCAACAUUCCCGGUCAGUCUGUCAUCUGGGCCGUCGUAGAUAGUCAAUUUCUGCCAAAAAAAAAACUCAGAGGUUUUGAAAUGAAUCUCAGAAAAAUUCUAGAAGUUUCUGUGCUCCAAAAGUCAAAACAUUGUGAGAAAAUUCUCAGGAAUUUUGAGACUAAUCUUGGAAAUUGUCUUGAAAUUUCUG
This is a messenger RNA of Xiphophorus maculatus (southern platyfish), 1886 nucleotides long. RefSeq names its product vasopressin V2 receptor-like (gene avpr2b.1). The coding region runs from base 70 to 1200 and encodes 376 amino acids. The record is from RefSeq and is a predicted model, not a curated record. Gene Ontology annotation, cellular component: membrane. Gene Ontology annotation, molecular function: peptide binding; vasopressin receptor activity. Gene Ontology annotation, biological process: G protein-coupled receptor signaling pathway; positive regulation of vasoconstriction; regulation of systemic arterial blood pressure by vasopressin. NCBI's taxonomy places the organism in Eukaryota, Metazoa, Chordata, Actinopteri, Cyprinodontiformes, Poeciliidae. The transcript is spliced from 3 exons.